Messenger RNA from Aureobasidium subglaciale EXF-2481, 850 nucleotides. RefSeq lists its product as uncharacterized. The transcript has a single exon. The record is from RefSeq and is a predicted model, not a curated record. Lineage: Eukaryota; Fungi; Ascomycota; Dothideomycetes; Dothideales; Saccotheciaceae. The coding region runs from base 199 to 528 and encodes 109 amino acids.
UCCAAAAGUUCGACGUGUUUGAGAUUAUCCAUUCUCCCGUCGGACUGAUCUCCAUCAUGAUGAUAUCAUGAUAGAGGUGAUUUGAUUAUUCGAAGUCUACUUACAAUACUAGGUCAACCUCAGCUGCAGUUCUCUAACGCACCAGUUCGUUACACCACACCCUUUUCGAUUCAACACAACUACGGUUUCACUACGAUGAUGUCCCUUCGCACAUCCCUCUUCCGCACAAGCCGUAUCGCUUCAACACGUCCUCUGAGCACUACCUCUCGUCUUGCAAAGGACCCCCCUCCUCCUCCAAAUAUCCCUCCUGGUCGCCAGCAGAAGGGAGACAACGAAUCCCCAGCUCACGAUGCGCAGUCUUCUGCCUCGACCAAAGGCUCAGAUUCUGCGGCAACAAAGAGUGGAGACGACCACCCGGCCAAACAGCCCGACCCUCAGAAGCCUAGUGACAGAAGCACUGGCUUCCAAGAAGUCCAUGAAGUCAAGGGUGGAAAGGAGGGCCUAGGAGCUAGGACUGAUAGGCAGUAGAUGGCUGGGAGGGAACACGACACCGCGAAUGAAGAAGGAACACAAGUACGUUGCUGAUGACGUCGACAAAGAAUACCAAGCGACCACGAUGAACUUUACAACCUUGUUCGAAAGGACCUCUGUAUCUAUAUCAAAGACAUUGUGUCUAUAUCAUACUAAGCAUUGUUCCCAUCCAUACCCUGAACGCGUCUUUGGCCCCAAACAUUAUCUGAUCAUUGUUGAAUGACGUCGACGCGUGCUUGUGAUCCCAGAACAGCAACCCAUGCGACAAUGAAGUCAAACCUCAGAUCGAGAAGACCACAACACGACAUUCCAGAAAAAA